AUGUCUAUAUCUUUUUUCUUUCUUUUUUUUCUUUCUUUCUUUUCUUUCUUUCUUUCUUUCUUUUGUUCUUUUUUUCUUUUCUUUUUCAAUCUUCUGUUUCUUUUAUAUAACCAUUUAUUUCUUAAAAAAUAUUUCUUUUCUUUCUUUCUCUUUCUUUUCUUUUCUUUUUUUCUUUCUUUCUUUUUUUUUUUUUUUUUUCAACUUCAUUGUUCUCACAAAACCAGCCAGCUUUACAUCUGUCUAUAUCUUAAUUUUUCUUUCUUUCUUUCUUUUUCUUUCUUUCUUUUCUUUCUUUCUUUCUUUCUUUCUUUCGACAUCUUUCUUCUAUUUCUAUAUCUUUUUUUUUCUUUUUCUUUUUCUUUCUUUUCUUUCUUUCUUUCUUUCUUUUUUCUUUCUUUCUACAUCUUUUUUCUGUUAAAACCAUAUUUUUUUACAUAUUUCUAUAUUUUUUUUUCUUUCCUUUCUUUCUUUCUUUCUUUCUUUCAACUUCUUUUCUUUUUCUUUCUUUUAUCUUUUUUCAUAAAACCAGCCACCAAACAUAUCUAUAUCUUUUUUUUCUUUCUUUCUUUCUUUCUUUUUUCUUUUUUUCUUUCUUUUAAUCUUUCUUUCUUUCUUUUUUUUUUAUUUCUCUUUCUUUCUUUUUUUAUUUCAUCUGAAUUCUCCUUUCUUUCCCCUUUCUUUUCUUACCUUUUUUUCAUAAAAUUUUCUUUCUUUUCUUUCUUUCUUUCUUUCUCUUCUUUCUUUCUUUCUUUCUUUCUCUUCUCCAAUUUCCUUCUAAUAAUCUUUGACAACCUGCUUUGGAUUUUCUUUCUUUAUAUUUCUUUUCUUUCUUUCUUUCUUUCUUUCUUUCUUUUCUUUCUUUCUUUCUUUCUUUCUUUUCUUUUUUUUUGA
Molecule: messenger RNA, 891 nt
Organism: Acanthosepion pharaonis
Lineage: Eukaryota; Metazoa; Mollusca; Cephalopoda; Sepiida; Sepiidae
Source: the annotation of a GenBank genome assembly